This is a messenger RNA of Chroicocephalus ridibundus (black-headed gull), 4745 nucleotides long. It is a transcript of the gene MAP7D3, whose product is annotated as MAP7 domain containing 3. Gene Ontology annotation, biological process: microtubule cytoskeleton organization. Bases 52 to 2652 code for a protein of 866 amino acids. NCBI's taxonomy places the organism in Eukaryota, Metazoa, Chordata, Aves, Charadriiformes, Laridae. The transcript has 21 exons. The record is from RefSeq and is a predicted model, not a curated record. Gene Ontology annotation, cellular component: microtubule cytoskeleton.
UCCCGCGUCCCCCUUCUGUCCGGCCGGCAGUCGCGCGUCCCGGCGCUGAAGAUGGCGGAGGGUGGCGGUGCGGCGCCCCCCUCCUGCUCUUCCUCCUCCUCCUCCUCCUCUUUGAAGGGGCUGCGGGAGCAGAUGGUUGCUGCAGCCCAAGCCAUAGCAGAAGAAAGAAGAAGCCAAAGUGGCGUUAGCCCUAUUGCAGUCCAGACCUCAAUAAAUAUAAAGACAGCAACUAAACCAGUGAUAGAUGGUUCCACUCUAAGAACAGAAGAAAGACAAAGACUGGCCAGGGAGCGCAGAGAAGAGCGGGAAAAGCAACAUGCUGCCAAAGAGACACAAAUCCUCGAAAAGGAGAGAAAAGCAAAACUCCAGUAUGAAAAACAGUUAGAAGAACGGCAGAGAAAGCUAAAGGAACAGAAGCAGAAAGAGGAACAACGGAGGGCAGCAGUAGAAGAAAAGAGAAAACAGAAAAUAGAGGAGGAAAAGGAGCGAUAUGAAGCCGUUAUGCAUCGUACCUUGGAAAGGAAUCAGCGACUGGAAACACGACAGAAGAGGUGGUCAUGGGGAGGGUCUGUAACUCCAGAUUCAGAGAGCAAAACAGAACAACAGACCACAGAUGAAGGUGGAAGUGGUGCCGGCAAGCGGUCCACCUCCACAGCAAACCUCAAACAGACAGAAGCUGUUGUGAAUAAACGGUUGUCAUCCUCUGCAGCGCUUUUAAACGCAUCUGAUCGAAGUACCACAAAGAGAAGCGCCUCAUUAAACAGACUGAAUAACAAAGUUCCUCUGCAUUCUCAGCAGUCAGCACUCAAAAGUUCACAGGUGGAACAGAAAGGAGGAACAGAAAAGAAGAGGAGCACAUCUUUGAAUAGGAUGAGUAGUAAACCCCAACCCUCUCCAGAACUAGAAAAAGUGAAAAAGGAAGAAAAACCAGCUCGUCGCUCCCAGCUCAGUCCUCUGGACAGUAGCGUAAUCAGUCGCCUCCUCGCCCCCACACAGGCCUCCUUAGCUAGGAGUAAAAGUGCUGCUACGUUAUCGGCUGAUGGACAGGAUCCCGCAGAAUCUCACCUCUGUCCUCGUUCAGCUUCAGCCAGUUCCAUCAGUUCCCCAGUUCCAGCUCCUAAAGUGCCCGUGCGCAGUCGUAGCAUCGACAGAUUGAAGUCCUCUGUAUCUUCAUCUGAUGCAAGUUCACCAGAUUCAACCCAGAAAUCAGAGACAGAAAAGCCAUCCCCAGGUUCUGGGUUAAGACGCCCUCCCUCGCCAUCUGUGUCUGCCCGUAGAAGAUCCCCUUCUCCUGCUAAUUUGGUGAAGCGUCCUCCAUCACCUUCUGCAGUUAGACAGAAGACUCGCCCACCUUCGCCCAGCGUGUCAAAACAAAGGCCACCAUCUCCUACUCCAGUCUCUAAACCUGCACCCAUCCAACGUCCACCUCUAACACCAGGUGUUAUAAAUAUUACCAAAAAGAAAACUGAAGCAGAGAGCAAACCAAAGGAUAAGAGCACAGAAGGAACAGGACAAGAGCAAGGUGCCUCACCGGCCUCGGACAGGGAUGUGGCAGCAGCUAGCACAAAGACCAAAGAAGAAUCAAGUAGCAAAACAGUAGCAGGGACCACCACAGCUGAAGAAGCUGCUAAAAUCUUGGCAGAGAAACGCCGUCUAGCUCGGGAGCAAAGAGAGCGUGAAGACCAAGAAAGAAUUCAGAGACAAGAAGAGGAAAGAAUCAGAGAAGAAGAAAUGGCCAAGAGAGCAAUUGAGGAAAAAGCACGGCGGGAGGAGGAGCUGCGCAAACAGGAGGAAGAGAAGAGACUGGCUUAUGAAGAACAGCAAAGACAAGCUGAAGAGGAGAGGAUCCGCCGAGAACAGGAAGAGCAGGAAAAACUUGCAGAGCUCCAGCACCAGAGAGAAGAAGCUGAAGCAAAAGCUCAAGAAGAGGCUGAAAGACAGCGGCUGGAAAGAGAGAGAAUUAUGCAGCAAAAUAUGCAGGAAAGGCUGGAAAGAAAAAAGAGAAUUGAAGAAAUAAUGAAAAGAACACGAAAAUCGGAUCAAAGCGAAUCCAAGUUGCAGGGUGAAGGGAAGUCUGCCUCUGAGGCUAUGGAGGGAGAGGAUAUUGAAGAGGAGGAAGAGCUGGGUCUUGAGAAGACUGAUCAACCAGGAAAGCUAAAUGGCGUUGAGUUACCCCAGGAAGUCAAGGGGGAGGCAGAGGGUUGUUUAGAGACUGCGUGUGACUUGAUCUCCGCGAACUCUGAGGAACACGAUGUGGCAGAGUUGAAGGCCAGUGAAGUAUUUAUGAAUGGAGGCGAUUUGAAAAGUGAUGACGGGUCUCUGCUCGUUACUGAAUUAAAAGAUUCCAGCCAUCCUGCAAAAGAAAUGGUUAUCGGUGACUCGGUGAAGUUGGGUGUUAACGAAGCUGAUCGUACAAUUGGACUUACACAGAAUCUUAAUGGAAAAUCUGGUUCGUGGACUUUUGAGGAGUUUAUUGACGUUGGAGUACAUUCCAAGUCAACCAAACUGACCUCGGACAGCAUCUCUGCUGGUAACUGUAAUCAAAACUUGAAUGAUGCUGCUACAAUACCUUCUAGUCCCAAAUUGGCUUUUGAGGAAGAUGGUGCAGUGAAUUCAUUGACCAAACCUAUAGAUGCUUCAUCAGAACUGUGAACACUAGAGACCUGGAAAUAAUCUGAUUGCACUUCAGUAAUCCAGUUUUAUCAAGUACCGAAGGCCUUGUUUUGAAAAGCUGCUUGUUUACCUUUACCCAUCUUCAACUUUGCAAAAAAAAACAGAACACCACCGGGGGAGGGAUGACAAACUUCUAGAUUUGCACCUUGAAACAUUUCAGGGAAACUAUUGUGCUGAUAUUCCUUUUCCGUUCAUUUAGCUGACUGUUAGAUGAGAUUUCCUUGUUCAAAUAUCAUUUCCCUUUUACAGACUUUACAGUAACCUGUUUGAGUCUUUUCUUUUCUUUUCCUAUGAAUAUCAUGUACAGCAGCGUGCCACUGGAGGCUCCCCAGUUAGCUACUGGCCAGGUUUUGCGUAUUCCUAGAAAUGGCACUUGAUGAAAUAAGACUCAUUUGGGGUGUGUUAAAGCUGAACUCCCUUUGGAAUGUUCUAGAACAGCGCUGUUACUUGUUGGUUCAUGUGCUAUUUAAAAAGGCACAAUUAAAUAUCUUCAAUUUCGAAUGGAGAAGAAAAAUUCCUUAUUUUCUACCCUGAAAAUAUUGGCAGUUUCAAAAUGCAGUACUGUACCGUCGCUAAUAUGUUUUAAUCUACUGGCAAACAUCAAAACGUUUUAUAGCAUAUGCACUAAGAUAUUACUGAAAUGUUGAGUACCUAGAUACGUCUGUCAUAGUGCGGUUUAACAUGUCAUGCUUUUAAAAAUGUUUUCCUUUUGAAUUACUUAUUUAUCUACACUCAUGGAAGUAUUAUUUUAUUGUGUACAUAACAGUAUUAGACCACUGAAGUCAAUGUUUUGUUCAUGUUAAUUAUUCUAAGUGUUCCUGUUGUAGCUUUAUAACAGUGGCUGCAAGCUGCAUAUAUAUAUAUAUUUCCCUUCCCCUAAAGCCUGCGUUAAGUAAUCUAUUUAACCUAAACUUGCCUGCUUUUUACAGCAUGAAGAGAUUAACUAAGCAUCUUCUGCAAAUUGCUACUAAAAGUAAUAAUGCAGUCUUGUUCUUAAGUCUCCUGUAACAGAUAUACCGGAUAAGUGAGCACCGUAAAGAGUAGCUGUCCCCAAUCCUCCUGUAAACCGUUGGCUGACACUUCCAUUCAAACGGAUCAUCCGAAGGGCAGCUGACUUUUCAGUGGUUAAAUGCAACUGGUUUUGCUGGAACUAAACCUGCUCUGUCCUCAACAUCAUGGUUACAAUAGGAAACCCUCAGCCUUCUUCCUCUCAUGGUUUGCUAUUCAGAAUACGGUAGAACUGUUUUAGACUUUAGAGCAGUGCCUUAGGUAAAAGGAAAAAUGUAUUUUUGUAUGAUAGCUGGUUCAUUCUGGCAGAGACAAUCAUUCUAACGGAAAAGAUGCCGAUAUUUUUUUUCUGUGCUGAUACUAUUUGUUGAAUGAUCUGUUACAGCUCUGUGUAAAUAUGUGCACACUGUUAAAUAAACUUUGCAGUUGAACAAUGCUUUAGUUCUGUAAUGCUAACCAUUGCCUUAGUAGGAGUCUCCAGCCCCUUGCCACGCUGACCUGUGCUCUGGUACCGCGUUAGCUACGCCACACCGUGCACUCCCAAAACUGGUAGCCUCUUUGGCAGUUGCAUUUGUGCGGUUGGGAAGUAUUUGUACUAAUGCCUUCACAUCGGGCUGUGUUUGUACAUGCUGAUGACGUGUUUGUAACUUGGAUUCUUUAACGUGCUUUUUGCUGCAAGCCUUUGCCUUUUCCUUGUAGCCCCGGCAGCUUUACGUUCUAAGGGUGAGUCUGGCAGUGUUCCGUGGCCACAGCAGAGCAGUGACCGUCAAGGACACAGCGAGAUGGUGCCUUUUGUUUGUCUUGCAAGGGUUCUUUGUUUCUGGUGGGUGCUCGGGAAUGACUGGAGCAGCAUCCAGUCGAUAAAUGUAUGGUAUCGACCACCCUGAAACCAGCAUUCAGGUUGGGGAAGGGUAGUGGUAGAGCGGUGUAUGGCCAGUGGCUGUACACGCAUUCUCUAAAGGGCUUUUUCACACAGGCUGUUCUUGGCAGAUGGUCUGGUGUCAGUAAUAUAUUUAAAAAAUUAUUUUACGGAAAUUGUUGCUUUGGUCCUCAGAUAUCUAAGG